Molecule: messenger RNA, 390 nt
Organism: Sinocyclocheilus rhinocerous
Lineage: Eukaryota; Metazoa; Chordata; Actinopteri; Cypriniformes; Cyprinidae
Product: ADP-ribosylation factor GTPase-activating protein 1-like
Exons: 2
Coding region: 19-255 (78 amino acids)
Source: RefSeq, a predicted model, not a curated record
UGCUGGCUGCUUGUACACAUGACAGUAUUCUGCAGUAGUUUGGUGUUCUGUGUGUUGAAGGUGGCGACGCUGGCUGAAGGGAAGGAGUGGACGAUCGAGAGCUCGUCUGCCAGGAACUGGACUCCUCCACAGGCCAAGAGUGGCCUGAGCGCCGCCCACCGGUCCAGUGCCGCUGCGGGACAGAAUCAGACUCACUCCUCUGAUAAGGCGUUUGAGGACUGGCUGUCUGAUGAUGUCAACUCCUAUCAGAAGUGAGUUUGUGUGUUUCACUCAUCCAUCAUUACAUUCAGAUGUUUGAAGACAGAAGGCCUCCACUGACCAAGCAGAGUGUAGAGACAAAGAGACGUACUAAACGCUGAGACGACUUCAAUCAUUGACAUAUUGAUUAGC